AUGUCACCAGGCGCUCUCAACCUGCCCAGCGGCUGGGAGAAGCGCCGGGCUCUCCUCCGGCUCGCCAGCCCGGGCUCCCCCGGGCGCCCAGCCCUCACCCCGGCGCCCCAGCAGCCGCACAAACUUACUUGCGGGUCGGCGGGAGGGGGCUGCGGCGAGCGGUGCGAGCCCCGCAGCGGCGAGUGCGCCCCUCUCGGCAGGGCCGGGCGGCGCUGGCACUGCGCUCCCGCGGCCGCGCGCGCCGACUGCGCUCAGCCUGACGCAGCCGGGCUCUGCCCCCGCCGCCACCGCCGCCGCCGGGGACGCCGAGCGCUUGCAGACAUGCUCAGUUUCCGGACCUGCCCGCGUGGAAGCUACCAAGAGCCCGCCGCGGCGGGGGAGGCGGCGCGCGCCGAGCUGCAGAGCGGCGGCCGCGAGCUGGAGGCGACCACGCCGGCGGCCCCGGGAAGAGGGGGGCGAUGCGCUGCUAAAAAUAGCUCCUGCGGAAGGAAGCCACCCGCGGCCGGCGCACCCCCUCGCCGCGCGUCCCCGCCGCCGCCGCCGCCGCCGCCGCGGGCUCUCGGGCUUCGGGAGCUGGCCUCCGACUGUGCCCGGAGAACAGACAACCUGCCGGUGUAGCUAGCCAGAGCCCAGUCCCAGCCCGGAGCGGCCGCCUAUGAGGGCACCCCCACCCCGGAGCUGCCCAGCAGCCAGAGACACUGAGGAAAACUGGUCUACAAUUGUGAAAAACGCUCCUCUGCUACUGACUGACCGAGAGGAGGAAAAGUUUUUAGGAUUUUACAUAAUUGGUUGACACCCUGACCUUGGAGGCACUGUUGUUGCCUGAACUGUAAUUUACUUUCCCCCUGUCUUCUACUUCCUUCGCUCCUACCCUUCCAACUUUGCGUGGCAGAUUAUGAGAAAGGGGUAGGAGUGGGGGGUUGGGGGGGGGCAAAGUAAAGCUCGAGACUGGAAUCUGUACCUUCUGUCAUCUUGAAGAAAGUCUGCCCCUUUGCCAGGAUGUGCCCCGUGUAUUCUAAGCAUCAAUCCAGCAGGCAAAUCAGCCCCAGGGCCCCUCAAAACCACCUGAACUGCAAGUGAGCUGUUCCCCACUAUUAAUCUCCGCUGUAUCCCACCUCAGUUCCUGACAAUUAUUGUUAUCUCUUCCUUCCUUUUCAAGUGAAAUGUCUUAUCUCUCUGUCAAGCGGAAGCCGAAGAGGGAGGGACUAUUUGUAGGGCGAAAGGGACCAGUAGGAAAGAAGAUGAGUUGUUAAAGUACAGUGAUGUACAUGCAUGCCAUAAUGAAACCCAUUAUUUUGUACACUAAAACAUUAAUAAUUUUUUUAAAGUAUAAGAAUGAAAUGUUCAAAUACCUGG
Molecule: messenger RNA, 1356 nt
Organism: Peromyscus californicus insignis
Lineage: Eukaryota; Metazoa; Chordata; Mammalia; Rodentia; Cricetidae
Product: collagen alpha-2(I) chain-like
Exons: 3
Coding region: 1-618 (205 amino acids)
Source: RefSeq, a predicted model, not a curated record